AUCUGAAUUCAGUUUUCCAGCUUCUCAUAUCCUUUUCGACAUGAUCUAGAGAAGGAUGUGAGCCACUUCUGCCUCCCCAUGGUAUAUUUUUGCAGCCAUUUGCCCAGCACGGCUGUAAUCAUUGGUUCCUGUGGCCCGCUCUGUCUUUGAUUUUGGCUAGUUAGAGCUCUACCUCACGGCUCUGGAAGCUUUUCCGUAUGUCUCAGUACACAACGAGGCUCGGCCUCAAUGGAGUGAUCCACGGGUUUGGAUAAGAGUCCCAGGUGCAUAGCAGCCUACCAGGUACAGCCAUGGUGACCGUAUACAAGUCGUCUGAAAAAAUGCUACUAGUAGAACCUCAUAUAGCGAAGACUUUCCUGUGUGAGCAAAAAUCUGGAGAGACUAGUUAUGACGGCCUUAGUUGUGGGACCAAGUGACAACGAAGCUGAUGAUGACAAUUAUUACAUGCCAGAUAAGAUUCUUGGUUUUGGUCUCGUUCCAUGAGAGCAAUUUUUGUUGGGUAAUUUCGCAGUUGCGUGCAUCCUCAGUCUAAACAAAACAAACCCCUUCAAGCAAUCCUGCCAUGGGCACAGUAUCAGCUCAAUUCAAGCUCAUCCUUUUGCCCCUUCUAUCUAUUUCUAUGCUUUUGUUACCUUUCCUUCGGGCCACUGAUUUCAAAUACUGCGAUAAUAAAGGUAAUUAUGUUGUAAAAGUUGAUGGAGUCGAUAUAUCACCCAAUCCUGUGGUCAGAGGCCAGCCAGCCACCUUCACGAUCUCAGCUUCUACUGGUCAAGCUAUCUCUGGAGGCAAAGCAGUGAUUGAUGUUUCCUACUUUGGGAUACAUAUCCAUAAAGAAACUCAUGAACUUUGUGAGGAAACAUCCUGCCCUAUAGCAGUUGGCAACUUUGUUCUCUCUCACAAUGAAGUUUUACCAGGAUUUACUCCACCAGGUUCCUACACGCUUAAGAUGAUAUUAUCGAGCAAGGAAAUUGCACAGUUAACUUGCAUUUCCUUCAAUUUCAAAAUCGGUCUUGGUGCUUCUGGAUCUUCAGUCUCUGAUAGCUGAGCCACCAAGUACAUGGCUAUAUAACUCUCUGUAGUCGGGGGUGUUUUCUUAUUUCAUGGAGACAGAUCUCAAAAUCUACUAUCUUUGUACCUUUAUUCUACUAAUAACUAGGCUAUGAUAUUAUCUAUAUAAGAUCAUUCCUGCAUGUACCGAAUCGCAUUUACAACUCAGAUAUUGAAUUAGUGUAAGGUAGUCCAUGAGACAACAAUGUUUAUAUAGAAGUCAAUUUAAUCUGCUGAAUCAUGCUGAGUUAACAUGUUAAUUACCAUCAUUUCAAAA
This is a messenger RNA of Durio zibethinus, 1324 nucleotides long. The record is from RefSeq and is a predicted model, not a curated record. Lineage: Eukaryota; Viridiplantae; Streptophyta; Magnoliopsida; Malvales; Malvaceae.